GCGUGUCUUCACUUUCCCAUUCUUCUGAACGUGCAACUUGGUCUGGAAAUCACAGUCACAAUGACGCUCCAGUGGACGGCCGUGGCUUUCUUCCUCUAUGCAGAGAUAGCAUUGAACCUCAUCUUGUGUAUACCCUUCAUAUCAGCACGCAGAUGGCGUUCUGUUUUCAGCUGGAGAAUAUGGAACUGGUUAACUCCGUAUAGGAACAAAUGCUUUUUUACCAUGAUCAUGGUUCUUAUUGUUCUUUUCCUUGACGCUGUCCGGGAGGUGCAGAAGUAUUCAGGUGCUGAGCCCAUGCACGAUGUCAAGAUUAACCCAAAUUUGUUCGACAACGUCCACAUGAAGCUGUUCAGAGCGCAGAGGAACCUCUACAUAUCUGGCUUCUCUCUCUUCCUCUGGCUUAUCAUGCGCAGGACUGUCACCUUGCUGAACCAGGUUGCUGUCACCGUGGAGAACAGUGCAGGUCUUCAGGCACAGAUGGACAGUGCUGUCAAAGUAGCAAAGCAGCAUCAGGAUGACAACCUGAAGCUUAAGCAAGCUCUCCUAAAUGAGGAAAAAGCCAUGUCAGCAAAAAACCAGGUACUGAAGCUGGACAGUGAGAAGCUGGCAGAUCAAGUGAAGACUUCUGAGGAAGCUGUGCGUAAAUCUUAUGCUGAAGUGGAGGCCAUAAAGAGGCAGGCUAAAGGUCUGGCACAAGAGUAUGACCGACUGUUGACUGAACACCAUCAACUCCAGAAUGUCAAGAGUGGAGAUAAAAAGGAUCUGUAACCACAUGAACACAGAGACUAUUGUUGUCAGGUUUCUCCUCUGUACAGGGAUACCUUUUCUUCUCAUCACAUUAAAACUGUGUGUUAUAUGCAGAGUGUUAAAUAUGUUUUUGUUGCUUUGCAUGUAACUUAGAAUUAGAAGUGUACAAAUUAGUUGAAAUGUUGUCUCAGGGACCCAUGCUAACGUUGGAUUAUGACUGAAACAGUUAACAUCCAAGAAAUAUAUUAUGCUAUUAUGCUUAACUUUGUGUCACUGCAGAGAGAUCGUGAACCGGUUUAUGAAUUGCUAUGCAUUCUGAAAUGUGUAAAGGGAGGAGAGCACUAACUUGUUUUAAAAGAGGUUCAAAUAUUUUUGAAUAAUGUGCCUUUGAAUAUUACUGAGCAUUUUGGAAUGGUAGAUCUAUCUUCAAGCCAUAAUACCUUUAAUAUACUAUUAAUAAAGAUUGCUGUUCUGGCUUCUCUUGACAUUUUGUAAUUUGUUGACAAUUUGGUCCUGUAUAUGACACACAAAUAAACACAUAAAACCUG
This is a messenger RNA of Gymnodraco acuticeps, 1295 nucleotides long. RefSeq names its product B-cell receptor-associated protein 29-like. The coding region runs from base 61 to 768 and encodes 235 amino acids. The record is from RefSeq and is a predicted model, not a curated record. The transcript has 8 exons. Gene Ontology annotation, cellular component: endoplasmic reticulum; endoplasmic reticulum membrane. Lineage: Eukaryota; Metazoa; Chordata; Actinopteri; Perciformes; Bathydraconidae. Gene Ontology annotation, biological process: endoplasmic reticulum to Golgi vesicle-mediated transport; intracellular protein transport.